GUUGUAAAACAAAAUAAAAUAAGAUACUAGCAUAUGGUUUAGGAAUAGAAGUAUUAAUUUAUCUGCCAGUCAAAACCGCCAGUCUGAUAGACUCUUUUAUGCAGUAAGCCAGCUACUUACUGUGUAUCUGCAAGUGCUACAAAUCUAGAAGUAAGGUAACUAACAAUAAAGAUUAAGAGUGGAACACAUAAUUAACUGAAGUAGCAGAAUUGAAAAUGGUUUGAUUUAGAUUUAGUGAGGCAAUGGUGGAAGUGAUGGUGUUUUAUUGGUACAGUAUAGUUUCAGUGGGGAUAGUAGUAGCAGCAGUAGUUGGAUCAGUUUACGUGGUGUGGAACAAGGAAAGACAAAGCAAAGUAGUGAAGCAGAGGUUGAAUGUGAAUGAGAGUCUUCUGUUAUAUAAUCCAGAAGAUGAUGAAGCCAUUAAUAGUGUUUCCUGGUCACAGGAGCAGCUCUGGACCAGCUGCUGGCGCGGCUUACACCCAGCUUACCUGCUUGCCCUUCGCCUGCUUUCGUUUUUCGUCCUCGCUUUCUUCUUAUCCUGGGAUCUCCAUCAUUGGGGUGCUUCCAUAUUUAUCUAUUACACCGAGUGGACUUACUCAUUAGUUAUGAUGUAUUUUGCUAUAGGCAGUGUUGUAUCUGCUCAUGGUUGCUGGUUAUGUUAUACACAUAAGAAUAGGAAUGAAAAUGUGGAGGAUUUCCAAGCAAGAGGUGAUGUGGAAUCAGAAAACAUUACACCAAAAAAGGGAACAAUUAAGUUGCAAAGACAGUAUUACCCAGCUGAACAGGAGUCUGAAAGCCCUGGAUUUUGGGGAUAUCUCAUGCAAACUGCAUACCAGAUUACUGCUGGUGCAGUAGUUUUGACAGAUAUUAUAUUUUGGUGCAUUAUUGUACCCUUCGUUUCAAAUUCGCGCCUUGGCUUGAACCUGUUGAUGGGAUGCAUACAUACUGUGAAUAUCGCCUUUCUGCUUCUCGACACUUCCAUUAAUCGACUUACAUUUCCUUGGUUCCGACUUUCAUAUUUUGUGCUGUGGAGUUCAGUAUAUGUGAUCUUUCAAUGGCUCAUCCACCUCUGUGGUUUCACUUGGUGGCCAUAUCCUUUUCUGAAGCUGUCAACACCAUUGUCUCCACUUUGGUAUUUGGUCCUUGCUGUCUUUCACAUCGCUUGUUAUGGAAUGUACGCGCUAAUUGUGCAAGCCAAGAACUCUCUCUUUUCCAAAUUGUUUCCCCAUUCAUACAUUAUCUAAGCUUACGGUUGUACUACAUGUAUUAAACUUGUUGUGUACCUUGAUUUUCAAGAUUCAGGAGUUAAAUCUUUUGAGAAAUUUGUACUUGAAACUCAAACAUGUAUCACUAAUUCAUUAUUAAUAUUUGUAGGAUACAACAUUUGCCAUUCUGAAUCA
This is a messenger RNA of Beta vulgaris subsp. vulgaris (sugar beet), 1400 nucleotides long. RefSeq lists its product as hypothetical. The coding region runs from base 243 to 1244 and encodes 333 amino acids. The transcript has 8 exons. The record is from RefSeq and is a predicted model, not a curated record. Gene Ontology annotation, cellular component: membrane. Lineage: Eukaryota; Viridiplantae; Streptophyta; Magnoliopsida; Caryophyllales; Amaranthaceae.